Zychaea mexicana is the source of this 646-nucleotide messenger RNA. RefSeq lists its product as uncharacterized. The record is from RefSeq and is a predicted model, not a curated record. Gene Ontology annotation, molecular function: protein binding. The transcript has 5 exons. Bases 15 to 608 code for a protein of 197 amino acids. Lineage: Eukaryota; Fungi; Mucoromycota; Mucoromycetes; Mucorales; Lichtheimiaceae.
AAAACACACACAAAAUGUUGACACGAGCAAUCACGCGAUUGAGUUAUAGACGAGCCAUUACUCCUUUGUACCGUGCCCAACCCGUAGCUGCUACCCGGACCCCAAGAGCAGUACGAACCUUUUUUGCAACUCGUCCAAAGUUUGAUCGAUUUGACGAUGCCGAAGAGCAAAUGAAGAAGGGCUCAGAGUAUUUGAACGAAGGAUCGCUCGAUAUGGCUAUGCAUAGUUAUCACAAGAGUGUACAACUGGCUCCUAGUGCACCUGGUCACUUUAACAUUGGCGUAUGCUAUUUUCAGAUGGGCAAGCAUCAGGAUGCUAUUCGUGCGUUUGAACGAUCACUAGAAUUCGAUCCUAACCAAGCCGAUGCUCACACCAACAUCGCUUCUGCCUUUCUGAUGUUAAAGAACGUGCCUGAAGCCGUCAAACAUCUGGAACAAGCAUCAAACUUUAAUCCUUUGGACGGCGAGAUCCAAUAUAACCUUGGAUGUGUAUACGAAGCUAUGGGUAGAUUGGAUGAUGCCAAGACACGUUUCGAGCGAGCUCAAGUCUUAGGCAUCGAUAAAGCAGACGAAGCCUUGGACAAAGUGACCACAAAGUUAGAAAAAUAAUAGAGCGAAAGAAAAAGUUGUUUAUUAUCGAUAAUAAU